AUGUCUUCAGCAGCACCGCCUACAAUCCUCACACUCAAACAAGAGUUGAUAGCGGAGCAGGUGCGGUUACUAUCUCAACCGUUGGCCCCAUCACGCGCCUGGCGUGCGGGAAACAAUGCACCCGCUCAAGCGGCAGGCAACAACGGCGGCAGUGCCGCGGGGGCCACGAUUCCUGAGAGGGCCGUCGAGGCUGCCAUGGUGCGUAUCAACCACCGGCUGCACCAGCACGUGAACCGCGUCUACGCGUCUGCCGCCACACGGCAUGUGGCCGAGCAGCUGGAACAGCUCUAUCUGAUGGAGCGAGAAAAAGCGACAGAGCUGCAUCCCGAAGGAAACGAGCUGCAGGCCAUGGGAAUAUCGAGCGGCACGGAUUUUGCUGAUGCAAAAACUAUAUCGGCACUUCCCGGCAAUUGGCCCUUGGAAAAGGAUGCAGAGACGUAUCCCGCGGAGGUCAAGCGAUUCGCAGAAUUGUCCGAAAGUCUAAAGGAGCUGUCAGUCGAGCGCGAGGCUCUGCUGUUGCGUGUACGGCGAUUGCGUGCCUUGCGCGACGGCUUGGCACCUUUUCAAGCCAGCUCCGAUGACAUGAGCGAUGAUCAUGCUGCGGCUGCUCAUGUUCAGAGGCACCUAGUCACCAAGAAUGGAGAACUGGAGCAGGAACUGGAGCGUACUAGAAUCCUGAUGGCCCGCGUAGGGGGUCGCGUGGCACGACUCAUACAGAAAGAAUCUCAGAAUAAGGCUUCGGCCGUUGGAUCAAACGACGAAGACAGUCUCUUCGAGGACCGCGAAGACAGUGUGCCAGUUGCACUGGAAGAAGACGCGAGGAGGAAGGUUACCGACUUGCUGGAUCGGUUCUGA
Pyricularia pennisetigena is the source of this 855-nucleotide messenger RNA. RefSeq lists its product as uncharacterized. The coding region runs from base 1 to 855 and encodes 284 amino acids. The transcript has 2 exons. Gene Ontology annotation, cellular component: Mis6-Sim4 complex. The record is from RefSeq and is a predicted model, not a curated record. NCBI's taxonomy places the organism in Eukaryota, Fungi, Ascomycota, Sordariomycetes, Magnaporthales, Pyriculariaceae.